Sphaeramia orbicularis (orbiculate cardinalfish) is the source of this 1673-nucleotide messenger RNA. It is a transcript of the gene foxq1b, whose product is annotated as forkhead box Q1b. NCBI's taxonomy places the organism in Eukaryota, Metazoa, Chordata, Actinopteri, Kurtiformes, Apogonidae. Gene Ontology annotation, biological process: anatomical structure morphogenesis; regulation of transcription by RNA polymerase II; cell differentiation. Gene Ontology annotation, molecular function: DNA-binding transcription factor activity, RNA polymerase II-specific; RNA polymerase II cis-regulatory region sequence-specific DNA binding. Bases 207 to 1091 code for a protein of 294 amino acids. The record is from RefSeq and is a predicted model, not a curated record. The transcript has a single exon.
UGUCUCCGGAGACAGAUCACAACUGUGCAGCUCCAGACUGAGGCUCAGGGUGCCUCCAGCGCUCCACACGAGUCUAACACCCAGACGCACAGUUCUCCAGCCAGGACACCUGUUCAGCUGUUCGGCUCAGACAAGACUCCGACACAGGAGACACACUUGAGAUCAUCCUUGUUUAUUUUAUUUUUUUUUAAUAUUUGGGGGCAAAAAUGAAACUUGAAGUUUUCUCCGCGCACCACUUCGUGCAGAAGCCGUUGGAGUUGUGCAUGGACGCAGAAGGGGGAGUCCCGUCUCCUCUGUCCGGAGAUGAGCUGGGGUCAGACGGGGACUGCGUGGCCAACAGCCCGGCACCUGUCAUCCAGGGCGGCGACGGCAGCAAGGGCAAGCCCUACACCCGCAGACCCAAGCCUCCGUACUCUUACAUCGCCCUCAUCGCCAUGGCCAUCAGGGAGUCCAGCAGCGGCCGCCUCACACUGGCCGAGAUCAACGACUACCUGAUGAAGAAGUUCCCGUUUUUCCGCGGCAGCUACACCGGAUGGAGGAACUCCGUGCGCCACAACCUGUCACUCAACGACUGCUUCCUCAAAGUGCUGCGGGACCCGUCCAGACCGUGGGGGAAAGACAACUACUGGAUGCUGAACCCCCACAGUGAGUACACCUUUGCUGACGGGGUGUUCCGGCGCAGGAGGAAGCGCAUCGCCAAGAGGGCGCACAAGGAGCAGGAGAGCGCGGACAUCCUGAGCGAGGACACGCGCCUCUCCGCACCGGAGGAGAGAGUCGGGGCCAAGUUCUCCAGCUCCUUCGCCAUCGACAGCAUCCUGAGCAAACCCUUCACACGGAGGGAGGAGGCGGAUGCUGACACCUCUGGAGCCCGGCUCUACUGGCCCCCGGGGGCCCACAUACUGCCUUACACUCUGAACUACCCGGCACAGCACACAUACCUGUCCGAGGCUGCGUACACAGAGCCCGGCAGGGAUGCGUUAACGUACCUGCAUCAGACAGCACCGGGCAUGGUCGGACCCGAGCCCGCCCUGCACGUGCUCAAGAUGCCCAACAAGGCUCGGGCUUUCCAUAUAGACUCUUUGCUGUCAUAAAGGACCCGAACUGUUCACUGUCUUGUAUUUUUUGUUUGUUUUGUUUUUGGAUCCAUGAUGUGCACUUUUGUGGGCGCUCUUAUCUUUCAGUGCUUUAGCUGUUAAACUGUCUGGGACUGUGUUUGUCUCAUCAUAACUACUGUAAGACAUUCUGCAGAGAAAAAAACAAACAAACAUGGCGUGUUGUCUGUGUAGAUAGAACUGUGUGGUGACUAAGCAAAAAGUUGCUAUUAUGCAGGACAUUCCAGUGUGUGUGUGUGUGUGUGUGUGUGUGUGUGUGUGUGUGUGUGUGUGUGUGUGUGUGUUAGAGAUGAGUGUUUGUAUUCAUGUAUCCAUGGUUCAUUGUUCAUUUCUACUGUUUAACGGCAACCAAAUGCCAAUAUGAUGAAAUAUAUUCUAUUAAUCUAUUUAUAUUUUCAUGUUUUGUAUGACCUGCUGUAUAAAAUAUUGCUGUAUAUAAAUAUUGACUGAGCUGCGUUGAGAGUCACGUGGCUGCACUAAACGCAUGGACAAACCCUGUGUCCCCAAGAUUGAUUCAUGCAUGCCUGGUAUUUUUAUGAAUAAAAACGUGAAACAAUGGGA